AUGAGCGGCGAUAGAGGGUUUCGAGGAGGAAGAGGUGGAAGAGGAGGGAGAGGACAAAUCAUUCGUCCGGUUUUGGAAGGAACGCGAAUCGCCAUCGACAAACAACUCGCGGAAUUUCGCGCAAACGUCGAUUGCGAUGAGAUUGUUUUCCCCGCGGAUUUAUCCAAUCACGAUCGAGCGAUAGUGCACACGGAGUGUAAGAAGUUGGGAUUGAAAUCUAAAUCGCACGGCAAAGGGGAGGAGAGAAGAGUACACGUGACGAAGCCGGAUAAGUUCAUAGCCGUCGAUGCGGACGAUUCGAGAACUCUGAAUCUCUCGGAAAAGGGGGCAAGACAGUUGAACGAGUAUUUUUCCAAGUUUCCACCGUCAUCCAACGAGCUCGAAAUGGCAUCGAGAGGAACGUUAGAUGUCGCGUGGGAGGAUGAAAAUACCAAAUCUCGAGCCGAAAAUAACAACAACAAUGCCACGACUACUACCGCGAGGAAACCGUACACGGAUGCGUUUUUAACUACUUUCGGCAAUAACGUCGAUUACAAGCGUUUGCACGAAGAGUUAGAACACAAACGAACGCACGUCCACGAACUCGCUCAGAUUUCAAUGAAACGACAAACUCUCCCGGUAUUCAAAUACAAAGAUGAAAUCAUUGAAAGAGUGAACGCGAACCAAGUCGUUCUGCUCGCGGGUUCCACCGGCUGCGGCAAGACGACGCAAGUGCCGCAGUUUUUACUCGACGACUGCUGGGCAAAUGGGAAACCGGCGAAAAUUAUAUGCACUCAACCGCGAAGAAUAUCGGCAAUGACCGUUUCUGAUCGUAUUGCGAGCGAACGCGGCGAAAAUAUCGGCGAAGGAACCGUAGGGUAUCAGAUUCGGCUUGAAUCGAAGAUUUCGAAAGCGUGUAGUCUUUUGCUCGUCACGACGGGUGUUUUGCUCAGACGUUUGACUUCUGAAGGCGCGGAUGCGUAUUUAUCGUCAUUAACACACAUAAUCAUCGACGAACUUCACGAACGCGAUCGAUUCGCUGAUUUUUUGAUGAUUGUUUUGAAAGACGUGUUGCCAAAGUAUCCAAACUUGAAGCUGAUUUUGAUGUCCGCGACGAUGCGAGAAGAUUUGUUUUCGAACUAUUUCGACGACUGCCCAGUGAUUAAAGUUCCAGGAUUUAUCCACCCAGUUCGUGAAUACCAUUUAGAAGAUGUUCUAGCGUUUACAAAUUGGGGCGGAAACAACGCGGGGCUCGCGAAUCCUCAGCCGUCAAAGCAUAGAAAAGUAGAUGCUUCUUCUUCUUUUUCUUCUCAACAACAACAACAACAACAACAACAACAAGAACCUUCGACAUCGGAAGCUUCGGAGAUGAUGCGUGCGGCGAUUGAAAAUGCCUUCGUUGCGCCGUCGGACGAAACUUUCGAUUGGUUGUUACAAUGCGCGGCGCAAUCGAAAGAUGAAGAUUUGGUGAACGUGCAGCAUUCCGCGACGGGCGCGACGGCUUUAAUGGCUGCGGCUGGUAGAAAUCGCACGAUGGAAGUCAGUCAGCUCUUGCAACUCGGCGCAAACGUAAACUUGAAAUCUCAAAACGGCAUGUUAGCAUCGGAUUGGGCGGAGCGAUUCGAACACGAAGAUUUAGCCUCACAACUUCGCGAGUUAGAAAGUACUCCAGGUAAUAACGACGUCGCCAUGAUGGAAGAAGACGGUGCGGCGAGAGAUGGUUCUUUUGAUGGACCGGUAGUUUUAGACGAAGCCGCUUUGAUGCGCUUAUCAAAGUACCAGUUAGAAUCUGAUCCCGAUGAAGUUGACGUAGAUUUAGUUUGCUCGCUCGUCAAGCACGUGCACGAGAAGAAUCGAGCGAAACCAGACGGCGCUAUACUUGUGUUUUUGCCGGGAUGGGAUGAAAUUUCAAAGAUUAAGGAUGCGCUGAGCGACCAAGCCGGUCUGACCGAUGUCCAAAUCAUGCCACUCCACUCGAUGGUGUCUCCGCAAGACCAACGCAAAGUGUUUCAAAAACCACCGCGAGGCGUUCGUAAAGUUGUGCUAUCGACGAACAUCGCGGAAACGGCGGUCACUAUUGACGACGUCGUAUACGUCAUCGAUUCUGGAAAACUCAAAGAGAAAGGAUACGACGCGUACACGGCCGUUUCAACGUUGCACCAAACGUGGAUUUCCAAAGCUUCCGCGACGCAAAGAAAAGGUCGCGCCGGUCGAGUCCGUCCAGGAGAAGUGUAUCGCUUAUUUUCAAAGUCGCGGUUCGAAGCCUUUGCGGAGUUUCAGCUCCCAGAAAUGCAGCGUUCACCAUUGGAAGAGAUUUGCUUACAAGUAAAGAUGAUGCAGGAAACCCUUCGCGGUAUGAUUCACAGCAACGGCGCCCCGUCGCCAACGUGUGCCUCGUUUUUGAAACGAGCUGUGGAAGCCCCCCUUCCGCAAGCUGUAGAUUCUGCCGUAACGCUUCUGAUUGAUAUUGGCGCCUUCACGUCUGCCGAGGAAGACGAAAGAAUAACGCGAUUGGGUCGUCAUCUAGCUGAUUUGCCUUUACAUCCCCGCGUCGGCAAAAUGUUGUUGUACGCCUCGCUCCUCGGUGUUUUGGAUCCAAUUCUAACCAUCGCGUGUGCGGGCGCAUACAGGCCUCCCUUUAUCAUCGGAACGGAUAGUGGACGUCAGAAUGCGAAUCGCGCCAAGAAAGGUUUUUCCGAUGCGCUUGGUGGAGGAUCCGAUCACUUGGCCAUCGUUCAAGCGUUCAAAGAGUGGGAAGUCGCGUGUCGAAACGGACGGCAAGCCGAGAAUCAAUUUUUGUGGAACAACUCUUUGUCGGGGUCGACUUUGCAUAUGAUUAAAGGCAUGCGCAUGCAAUUAAUAACGGCGUUGACCCAGCGAGGUUUCAUCCAAAACUUACAAUCUGCGUCGUACAACACGAACGCGACUUCGUUAGUGCGUUCUGUUUUGGCCGUAGGCAUGUACCCUCUGGUUGGAAGAAUGCUUCCUCAAUGUCGAGCGCCAACGCUUGGGACUUUGAAAGGUGAACGCGUACGAAUUCAUCCAGGCUCGGUGAACGCGCGGUUUGAAUUUUCGCAAGACGAAUUGGAGAACACUUCGUCGUCAACAACAACGUUGGCGUGUUUCGAAGAGAUUACGCGAAACGAAUCGAACAUGUACGUGAGAGAUUCAACGCUGAUAUCGGGAACGAGUUUAGUUUUGAUUGCAAAUACGGUAAAAGUUGAAGCCGAUCCUCCGGUAGUCGAUCCGCUCACCGGCGAGUCGUUUCCGAAACCAGGCGUACCAUCGGCUCUUUUAAACGUCGACGAUUGGAUUUCGUUUCGAGUGCCAUUGACGCAAAUCGCGCAGUUAUGCACGCUGCGAUUGCGUUUAUUCAAAGCGUUCGCUUCUCGCGUUGAACGCACGAAAAAACCGCUCGCAGCGAAUUUACAACAGUGUUUACACACAACGUCUAUCGUAUUAGCGGACUCUGAUCACAACUUGCUCGGCGCUAGAAACCAAUACAUACAGAGAGGCGGAGGAGGAAGAGGCGGUGGGAGAGGCUUUUAUUCCGGUGGACGAGGCGGGAAUAAUCAAAACUUUGUGCCUCCACCGCCUUCUUCUUCUCAGUUUAACGGUUCUGGCGACGGUAGAGGCGGAGGUCGUGGACGGGGUCGUGGAAGAGGACGGGGAAGGUACUGA
Bathycoccus prasinos is the source of this 3660-nucleotide messenger RNA. RefSeq lists its product with no specific name. NCBI's taxonomy places the organism in Eukaryota, Viridiplantae, Chlorophyta, Mamiellophyceae, Mamiellales, Bathycoccaceae. The record is from RefSeq and is a predicted model, not a curated record. The transcript has a single exon. The coding region runs from base 1 to 3660 and encodes 1219 amino acids. Gene Ontology annotation, molecular function: ATP binding; RNA binding; protein binding. Gene Ontology annotation, cellular component: intracellular anatomical structure.